GCUCGUGAUACUGGAAUUUAGGCUUAUCCUCGAUGAAGUGCUUGUCGUACACGGACUCAUACAGCGAUGAUGAACCACCUUGUAGUAUGGACGCUGGGCAAGCCCCACUCAUCUUCGACUUGACUAUUCGAUAGCUCUAGGGAGCCGAAUCACAAGCGGCAUGUCUGGACGCCCGAGAGGCUUCCCAUCCUGUAACCGGGAUGCAAGGUUAGUUGGCCAUUAUAAUACACCAACAAAGCGUUACCAAAAUCUACGAGAUAUCUCAGUUAUAGUUGGAACUUCCUGGGUUUCACACGAUAAGGCUUGACAGGGCAUAUGACCUCGUCCGCUAUCGCCUGAUAUACCAAGUGAGAGAGUAUUAAAGCAAGAUUAGAAUCUUGAGAAUAAUCGUUUGUUAACAUGAGCGAGAUCCAGCGGAGAGUCGCCAUCAUUGGCGCCGGUGUUUCCGGGUUGACCCAAGCUAUUGCUCUCAAAACCAAGCUUAAAUUUCACAAUUUCACAAUAUUUGAGAAAGGGCCUGAAGUCGGUGGAGUGUGGCGGGCUAACAAAUAUCCUGGAUGCUCGUCGGAUGUCGACAUUCAUUGGUACAGCUUAUCAACAGACCUUUACCCAUACUGGAACAAGUCCCAUGGCCUUCAACCGGAGAUUCAAGCCUACUGGAUUAAGCUCUCAAGGAAAUAUAAUCUGUACCCACAUAUCGCAUUCAACACGAAAGUGUUAUCUGCCGAGUGGGAUGAUGCCAAACAACAGUACACCAUUGUCGCGGAAGAUGUUUUUUCAGGUAAGCGGACGAUGAGUGUGGCCCACGUCGUGAUAUCUGCCCUUGGUAUUUUGGAGGCGCCAAAGAUGCCAUACGAGAUCCCUGGAAUUCGGAAGUUUCAGGGAGCUUCAUUUCACUCCGCACAGUGGCCAAGCUCGAUAGAUCUGCAGAAUAAGCGUGUUGCAGUGAUUGGAAAUGCCUCUUCCGGAGCACAAUUCGUACCAUCUGUAUCUGAAGAUUCGUCUGUUGAAGUAGUAAAUUUCAUUCGCACUCCGACCUGGUUCAAUACUCGACCACAUAUUCCGUACUCGGACACUGCGAAAUGGAUGUUUGCUAACAUCCCCCUGGUGAUGCGACUGCACCGAGCUUGGAUCAUGUUCUGGUUCGUCGCUCCCCUUCACUUACCUAUGGGUGAUAAAGCUCUCCAGAAACAACGUGACGCGAUGACGAAAUACAUUCUCGAUAACGCACCGGAUAGAUACCAUUCUCAUAUGAUACCUGUCCAUCCUCCAGGUUGCAAGCGGACUGUCGCGGACAGUGGUUUCCUGAAAAGUCUCUGUCGCUCUAACGUAACACUGAACUUCGACGGAAUCGCCGAGAUAGUGGAGAAUGGCAUCAUCACAAAAACUGGUGAAAUGUUGCCAUUUGAUGUCAUUGUAUAUGCGACCGGAUUCAUCGGCAAACAGGAGCGGUACCCGAUGCACGUGCGUGGCUUGAAUGGAACCACUGUCCAAGGCUAUUAUGAUGCGCACGGUGGCCCUACCGCAUACCUCGGGACUGCAAUUCCAGACACACCAAACUUUUACUUGAUCAAUGGACCAAAUACUGGAACACGAGCAUCGGCGUUAUUCAUUGCAGAAGUGCAAGUUGCAUACAUCCUUCAACUCAUAGAGCCGGUCCUUACUGGUUCUGCCUCAUCUUUCACCAUUAAAGCCACACCCACAGAUGCAUACAACGCCAAGCUGCAGGACGAGCUCUCUCGCUCGGUGCACGUACACUGCUACUCUUGGGCGCGCACGAACGGUACAGACAAGGUAUUCUAUCCGUUUCCUUGGCCUUCGACGGUUUGGUGGUGGUUUCUUCGUAGACCGAAUUGGGAUCAUUACAUGGCAGUCGGGGCCGAGAAAUGGGUGUGGGCAAGGCGAAUCAAGACUGUCAAGAAAUUUUUGAAAUGCAGCGCAGUCUUGACGCUAUUGUGGUCAUAUAUCAGCGGCUCUGCGCAGCAGACAUGGUGGCAAGCGACUACCAUAACUUGUGGCUACUUGAGUAAAUUUGCACAUUAUAAUUAUGUGAAGUAGAAACUGGACGGCUUGUCCCUUGAUCUUACAAUGGAUUUUGCCUACGUG
Messenger RNA from Suillus subaureus, 2106 nucleotides. RefSeq lists its product as uncharacterized. Lineage: Eukaryota; Fungi; Basidiomycota; Agaricomycetes; Boletales; Suillaceae. Bases 400 to 2058 code for a protein of 552 amino acids. The transcript has 16 exons. The record is from RefSeq and is a predicted model, not a curated record. Gene Ontology annotation, molecular function: N,N-dimethylaniline monooxygenase activity; NADP binding; flavin adenine dinucleotide binding.